Messenger RNA from Setaria italica (foxtail millet), 2660 nucleotides. Its product is annotated as L-type lectin-domain containing receptor kinase S.4-like. Gene Ontology annotation, molecular function: carbohydrate binding; ATP binding; protein kinase activity. Gene Ontology annotation, biological process: protein phosphorylation. Lineage: Eukaryota; Viridiplantae; Streptophyta; Magnoliopsida; Poales; Poaceae. The record is from RefSeq and is a predicted model, not a curated record. Gene Ontology annotation, cellular component: plasma membrane.
AUGGAGGCGCUGGAGGAGGAAGGGCUGGAGCCAUUGUUGCGGAGAGAGUUGCGGAAGAAUAGGAUCGGAGGAAGAUCACAAUCCUCAAAAAGCCUUUUCAUCCAUGACUCCAUCUUCAUCCUGCAUUUGCCUUGUUGGCUACCUCGCCGUGAUGUCCCUCCUCUUUGUUCGGUUACUGCCGAUGUCGACUUCCUCUACAACAGCUUCAAGCACGCCACCGACCUGAGCCUAGACGGUUCGGCGUCGAUCUUGAGUGGCGGCGCUCUCCAGCUUACCAACGACAGCAACAACCUCAUGGGCCAUGCCUUCUUCGACUCGCCGGCGCAAGUUGUCAGCGGCAACGUCGUUGUCUCCUUCAGCACGGCCUUCGUAUUCGAUAUCGUGACCGGUGGCCCCGGCGGUGACCAUGUGGGCCUGGCCUUCGUGGUCGCAGCCUCAAAGGUGCUGCCCGGUGCGACUGCCGAGCAGUAUCUCGGCCUCCUCGAUGGCAAGAACAAUCUGGGCAACUCCAGCAACCACGUCUUCGCCGUGGAGUUCGACACUGUGCAGGCAAACGGGCUGCUCAACAAGACCAACGGCAACCACGUCGGCGUCGACCUGAACAGCCUCGUGUCCAACGUGUCGGAGCCGGCCGGGUACUUCACCGACGACGGCAAGAACAUCUCCGUAACGCUCGAGAGUGCACAAUCAAUUCAGGCAUGGGUAGACUAUGACGGCAGCUCCAAGAUCCUCAACGUGACCAUAGCUCCGGUGUCCGUGGCAAGUCGGCCUCACCGGCCGCUCAUAUCCCACGCCAUUGACCUCCUGCCGAUCUUUAAACAAGACAUGUACGUCGGCUUCUCGGCGGCGACCGGGAAGUUGGCGAGCUCACACGACAUCCUUGCAUGGAGCUUCCGUACCGGAGGAGCUGCCCAAGCCAUUGAUCUCUCCCGGCUCCCGAAAGUUCCAAAGCCUCCCGCUCCCCCACCUUCCAUGUCCACCGUCGUCAACAUCGUGGCUGUAUCUUGCGUGGUCACGCUCACCGCUAUCGUUGUGGCGAUCGCUUUUGCGCUUUGGCUGCGGCGGAGGGCCGUCCUCGCCGAGACGCUCGAGGAGUGGGAGCUUGACCACCCUCACAGGUUAUCGUACAAAGAACUGUACAGGGCCACCAAGGGGUUCAGGAACAGUGUGCUCCUCGGCGCCGGUGGCUUCGGCCAGGUGUACAAAGGUGUGCUCCGGCGCUCCGGCGAUGUCGUGGCCAUCAAGCGCAUCUUGAGCAACGGCACACAGGGGAUGCGCGAGUUCGUGGCCGAGGUCGCGAGCCUCGGGCGCAUGCGGCACCGGAACCUGGUCGAGCUGCGCGGGUGGUGCAAGCGCGGGCUGGACCUGCUCCUGGUCUACGAGUUCAUGCCCAACGGCAGCCUCGACGCGCACCUGUUCGGCCGCGCCGGCGCCAUCAUGCCCCCAAAGCCCCUGCUGACAUGGGGGCAGCGCGUCAGGAUCCUCAGGGGCGUCGCGUCCGGGCUGGUGUACCUGCACGAGGAGUGGGAGCAGGUGGUGCUGCACCGCGACGUCAGCAACGUCCUCCUCGGCGCGGACAUGGCCCCGCGGCUCGGCGACUUCGGCCUCGCGCGCCUCUACGAGCACGGCGCGGACCCCGACACGACGCGCAUCGUCGGGACGCUGGGGUACAUGGCGCCGGAGCUCACCGUGACCGCCAAGGCCAGCAAGGAAACCGACGUGUUCGCGUUCGGCGCGCUGCUCCUCGAGGUCGCCUGCGGCCGCCGGCCCAUCGAUCCCGUCACCGGCGUCAACCUGCUGCACUGGCUCCGAGACCACGGCGCCAAAGGCGACCUGUUGCGCGCCGUGGACGAGAGGCCGGACGGGCGCUACGACAAGGAGGAGGCGAAGCUGGUGCUGUGGCUGGGCCUCAUGCGGCCGGAGGCGAGGCCCAGCAUGCGGCAGGUCUGCCAGUAUCUGGACGGCGAGCUUGGGAUGCAGGAGGAGGCCGUGCUCGUCUUCUCGGACGCCUGCUCCUUCGACUUCGUGUCGUUGUCGACCCUGACGUGGUCGUCGUGCUGGUGCAACACAAUGUCCGUGGGUUCACUUCUAGGCGGCCGAUGAUCAUGCUCGGUUACCUGCUCCUCCCUCGCGUGCCUCUACUGUUUUUUCCUUUUAACGAAUGAAGCAUGAGACGCCUCUACUGUUUUUGUGUUCCCUGAUGCUUUUCGAAAGAAAUCGGUUGUGUGGAAGUGUGUAUGAAGAUCAAGCUGCUUACUACUAGUACUAGUCAUUGAAAAAGCGAUUACCAGUUGCCGCCGCAGAUUAGUAUCGGUGGGGUCCGUGCUGCCGCUGCCACUGGCGUGGUGCGACUUCGAGCGUGAGGAGGGCGCGUACCUCGACACAAGAGUCUUGCCCGUGGCGUGGCCUUUCCACGGAAGAAGAGGCUGGCCGCCGGUGGUCGGCAGGUUCCCGGGGACGGGGAGGCCGGCCGCCUGGCCCGGCGAGAGCGGCCGUCUCGUCGCCGCUGGCGCGCGCCUGUGCUGGAGCCUGGAGGCGGCCCUCUUUCUCGGAUGGAGACGCGGCUCACGUGGGUUCAAUCUCGGCCGCGCGCCGUCUGCUGUCGUUGCGACUGCGAGAAGGUGAGGACUAACCUGCAACCAAGCGCAGCAACCCGUUCA